CGCCCCAUCUGACCGCCGGCCCUGCCGGCUGCUCCUGUCCGCCUCGGCUGCCGCAGCACCGAGGCGCCCCGCGGCCUAACGGGGAGGUGAGGCCGCCCAGGGGGGUGGGGGGGUGCGCCUGGAGGACCCCCCUGCGCUCCCCAUGGGCUUCUGCCGGGGUCGUUGGAGCCGGGGCGAGCAGGCCUUGAGCUCUCCAUGCGGGUCCUUGGUACUUGUCAGGCGGCGGCGGGGCGCCCGCCGCUCCUCACCGCCCUCCGGGGCCGUCUCCCCUCGCACUGACCCUUGUGAACUCGCUCGUCCCCUCCCAGCCCAGCGGGAGCGCCGCGGUGAGCCCCGCUUCGAGCACGCCCGGCCCUGUCGGGUUGCACUGGCCGAGGAAGGAGGGAGCUCCGAGCCUUCCCCCGCGCAGGCAGCAGGGUGUUGGGAGCAGCGGUGACCGGCAGUGUUUGACUGGAGAAGCCUUGGCAGGCUGAAGAGAGCAUCGAUCAGAAUUGUGUACGUUUGGUAUUGAUCCAAGACAAGUAGUUUCAGUGUCAACAGAGCACUUAUGGCUCUUUCAGUUCUCUGUGAUUGCACUUUGAAUUGACACAAGGUGUAGGCCAACACUACUUGCCCAGUAGUGUUUCUGCAAUAAAAAUCCACGUUUCCCCAGUAACAUUCAGUUCAACGUUUGUGGUGUGCUGCUUUUACUGUAAUUCCUGAAUAUCUGUUUGCUUGGGUGGGCGGGGAAAGGACUUUUGGAUUCUGAUUAUAUUCCUCUAACUUCUUGCUGCACGUUUUAUUUUCUUGCUUCAGGAGCUGACUUGAGCAAGUUCCUGGAAAGUUCACACUUUUUAAAAAAGAGGAAUAGAACAGGAAAAAAUGGCAGCAGAAACUCAGACACUUAACUUUGGGCCUGAAUGGCUGCGAGCUUUGUCUAGUGGCGGGAGUGUGACAUCCCCUCCUCUGUCUCCGGCUUUGCCGAAGUACAAACUAGCAGACUAUCGCUAUGGGAGAGAAGAAAUGUUGGCACUUUUUCUAAAGGAUAAUAAGAUACCUUCAGACCUUUUGGAUAAGGAAUUUUUGCCUAUUUUACAAGAGGAGCCCCUGCCACCACUGGCACUUGUACCUUUUACAGAAGAAGAACAGAGAAAUUUCUCGAUGUCUGUAAACAGUGCUGCUGUCCUGCGGUUGACGGGACGUGGAGGAGGAACGGUGGUAGGGGCUCCUCGAGGUCGAAGUUCCUCUAGAGGUCGAGGCAGAGGCCGAGGAGAAAGCGGUUUCUACCAAAGAAGUUUUGAUGAAGUGGAGGGUGGAUUUGGGCGAGGAGGGGGCAGGGAAAUGCACAGAUCACAGAGUUGGGAGGAAAGGGGAGACAGACGCUUUGAAAAACCAGGGCGAAAAGAUCCAGUGAGACCAAACUUUGAGGAAGGUGGGACAGUGACCGCGGGGAGGAAACACGAAUUUAUACGCUCUGAGAGCGAGAACUGGCGCAUCUUCAGGGAGGAGCAGAAUGGGGAAGAUGAGGAUGGAGGCUGGCGACUGGCUGGGUCACGGAGGGAUGGGGAGAGGUGGCGUCCUCACAGUCCAGACGGCCCUCAUUCCGCAGGCUGGCGGGAGCACAUGGAGCGACGGCGGAGAUUCGAGUUUGAUUUCCGGGACCGAGAUGACGAGCGGGGCUAUCGCCGCGUGCGCUGCGGCAGCGGCAGCAUGGACGACGACAGGGACAGUCUCCCUGAGUGGUGCUUGGAGGAUGCAGAGGAAGAAAUGGGCACGUUUGACUCCUCUGGAGCGUUUCACUCUUUAAAGAAAGUGCAGAAGGAGCCAAUACCAGAGGAACAGGAGAUGGACUUCCGGCCUGUGGAGGAAGGGGAGGAAAGGUCUGAUUCUGAAGGGAGCCACAAUGAAGAAGCCAAAGAUCAUGAAAAGACCAAGAAGGAGGGAGAGAAAACAGAAAGAAUAGUGGCAGCAGUGGAAGAAGCAGCUCAGGCAUCAUCUCCAGCUGCCAGGUCAGACACCCCACCAAAAUCCCAGCCUUCAGACCCGCUGCAGACAAACCUUUUUGAGAGGAAGGAAGAUUCUGUGCCAGAAAGAACAGAAAAAACAGAAGAUAAAGAGAAUCAAGUGGAGAAUACACUGUCAGCCAAAAUGUCCAACAGAGGGGAAGAUUUGGCUUCUCUUGCUCAACCUUUGCCACAGAUUUCUGCAGACACAGCUGCUUCUGCUCAUCUUUCUCCUCCUGUUUCCAAUUCAAAUCCUGCUCUGCGGCCAGUUCAAACACCUGUCACAGCUGCUCCAGGCAUGGGCAACAUUCCCACUGAUCCAGAUGAUGAAGAGGGCCUCAAACACCUAGAGCAGCAAGCAGAAAAAAUGGUGGCAUAUCUGCAGGACAGUGCCCUUGAUGAUGAAAGACUAGCAGCAAAAAUCCAAGAGCACAGAGCAAAGGGUUCCUCUAUGCCCCUGUUUCAUGAAGCCAUGCAGAAGUGGUACUACAAAGAUCCACAAGGAGAAAUUCAGGGUCCGUUCAGUAAUCAGGAGAUGGCAGAGUGGUUCCAGGCUGGAUACUUCACAAUGUCACUGUUGGUGAAGAGAGCCUGUGAUGAGACUUUCCAGCCACUUGGAGACAUCAUGAAAAUGUGGGGCAGGGUUCCCUUCACUCCAGGCCCAGCACCGCUUCCGCAUCUGGGCGAGCUGGACCAAGAGCGACUGACUAGACAACAGGAGUUGGCUCUAAUCCAAAUGCAGCACCUGCAGUAUCAGCAUCUUUUAAUACAACAACAGUAUGCACAGAUGCUGGCUCAGCAGCAGAAGGCAGCCCUCUCAUCCCAGCAGCAGCAGCAGCUUGCUAUUCUCCUUCAACAGUUCCAGGCCCUGAAGAUGAGAAUAUCUGAACAGAACAUGAUGCCGCCUGUUACAAGGUCUGUGUCAGUGCCGGACACUGGCUCAAUAUGGGAACUUCAGUCAGCUUCACAGCCUACAGUCUGGGAAGGAAGCAGUGUCUGGGAUCUGCCCAUUGAUACUGCAGCUCAGGGACCAGCUCUAGAACAACUUCAGCAGCUCGAGAAGGCCAAGGCUGCAAAGCUAGAGCAAGAGAGGAGAGAAGUGGAAAUGAGGGCCAAACGAGAGGAAGAGGAGAGGAAAAGGCAGGAGGAACUUCGGAGGCAACAAGAAGAGCUACUUAGGAGGCAGCAGGAAGAUGAGAGGAAACGACGGGAAGAAGAAGAACUGGCCCGCAGGAAGCAAGAGAUGACAGUGAGAGCUGAGAGGGGUGAAGCAGUAGACUUAAUCUGCCUGGACUUCAGGAAGGCUUUUGAUGUAAUACUGCAUAAAAGACUAGUAUAUAAGGAGGAGGCCCUCAGGCGACAACGAGAGCAGGAAAUUGCACUAAGGCGGCAGCGGGAGGAAGAGGAGAGGCAACAACAGGAGGAAGCACUUAGGAGAUUGGAGGAGAGAAGAAGAGAGGAGGAGGAAAGACGUCAGCGAGAGGAGUUAAUUCGUAAACAGGAAGAGGAGGCUGCCAAAUGGGCACGUGAAGAGGAGGAAGCUCAGCGGCGGCUGGAGGAGAGCCGGCUGCGCAUGGAGGAGGAGGCGGCCCGGCAGCGGCUGGAGGAGGAGGAGCGGAAGCGCAAGGAGCUGGAACUCCAGCGCCAGAAGGAGAUCAUGAGGCAGAGGCAGCAGCAGCAGGAGGCUUUACGGCGGCUGCAGCAGCAGCAGCAACAGCAGCAACUUGCACAAAUGAAGCUCCCUUCAUCUUCAACAUGGGGUCAGCAAUCAAAUUCAGGAGCUUGUCAAUCCCAGACCACACUGUCAUUGGCCGAAAUCCAAAAGUUAGAAGAAGAACGAGAACGGCAGCUCCGAGAAGAGCAAAGGCGUCAGCAGCGUGAACUAAUGAAGGCCCUCCAGCAACAACAGCAGCAACAGCAGCAAAAAUUGUCAGGCUGGGGUAAUGUCACCAAACCAACAGGCACCACUAAGUCCCUGCUGGAGAUACAGCAGGAAGAGGCAAGGCAGAUGCAGAAACAGCAGCAACAGCAGCACCAGCAGCCGAACAGAGUCAGAAAUACCACGCACUCUAACCUGCACACCAGCAUUGGGAAUUCAGUGUGGGGCUCUCUAAACACGAAUCCCAGCAACCAGUGGGCAUCUGACCUAGUCAGUAGCAUCUGGAGUAACGCCGAUACCAAAAACUCAAACAUGGGUUUCUGGGAUGAUGCAGUGAAGGAAGUGGGACCUCGUAACUCGACCAAUAAAAACAAAAGCAAUGCCAGCCUCAGUAAAUCUGUAGGUAUUACAAGUAGACAAAACAAGAAGGUAGAAGAAGAGGAGAAGCUGUUGAAAUUGUUCCAGGGGGUUAAUAAAGCCCAGGAUGGAUUCACUCAGUGGUGUGAACAGAUGCUUCAUGCACUCAACACAGCCAACAACUUAGAUGUUCCCACAUUUGUUUCUUUCCUGAAGGAAGUGGAGUCUCCCUAUGAGGUCCAUGACUACAUCCGAGCCUACCUUGGAGAUACUCCUGAGGCCAAGGAGUUUGCCAAGCAGUUCCUCGAGCGCCGUGCCAAACAGAAAGCCAGUCAGCAGCGGCAACAGCAGCAACAGCAGGAUUCAGUGUGGGGGAUGAACCACAGUUCGCUACAUUCAGUCUUUCAGACCAAUCAGAGCAACAACCAGCAGUCCAACUUUGAGGCUGUGCAGAGCGGGAAGAAAAAGAAGAAACAGAAAAUGGUUCGAGCAGAUCCCAGCUUGUUAGGGUUUUCAGUGAAUGCUUCAUCAGAGCGGCUCAAUAUGGGAGAAAUAGAGACUUUGGAAGACUACUGAGCAUGUGCAAAUCAACUGGCUUUUCCUGCAUCUGUUAACCAUGGAUUCUCUGUUUGGACACCGUACUCUCCACCUUGUGUUGUUCUUUGCCUCGCAGUGAAUCACAGGAUCAAUCAUCUCAGGCUGCUUCCUCUGGCCCCAGCAAACCCUUUCUGCCCAGGACUGCACAGGCAUUGUUCCUACUGUCAGCCCACUCAAGUGGACUUUGUUCAGAGUCCCGGGAGGGUGGGAGUUAGGCUUUGUUCACAACAAGGCUGAAUUGGGCAGCAAGCUUUCACUGUGCUGUGAUUCAUUCUGCUGACAUACCUGGAAAAAAAAAUCAAUUGGGAUUCUGCAAA
Vidua macroura (Pin-tailed whydah) is the source of this 5132-nucleotide messenger RNA. It is a transcript of the gene GIGYF2, whose product is annotated as GRB10 interacting GYF protein 2. The record is from RefSeq and is a predicted model, not a curated record. Gene Ontology annotation, cellular component: vesicle; perikaryon; membrane. Gene Ontology annotation, biological process: insulin-like growth factor receptor signaling pathway. Gene Ontology annotation, molecular function: protein binding. The coding region runs from base 862 to 4794 and encodes 1310 amino acids. The transcript is spliced from 29 exons. Lineage: Eukaryota; Metazoa; Chordata; Aves; Passeriformes; Viduidae.